AUGUGCCCAGGAUUCUGUAAACCGUGUAGUGCAAUAUCGGUAAAUAAUAUUAGCACCAAAUGGGAUCAAGACAUUCUAUACGACACUCUCGAUAAUAUCUCUAUCGAGUUAAGGCCUGGAGAUCUACUUGCGAUUAUAGGACCGGUAGGUUCGGGAAAGAGUUCAUUUCUAAUGGUAUUACUCCGGGAGCUACCUGUGUUUAAAGGGAACAUACAUAUUACGGGCACCGUUAGCUAUGCAUCACAGGAGUCAUGGAUUUUUAACGAUAAUAUUAUUAAUAACAUAUUGUUUGGCAUGAAUUACGACGAAUGUCGAUAUAAGCGUAUAAUAGAGGUGUGCGCAUUGGAAAAGGAUUUACAGGCACUACCAUUUGGCGAUAAAACAUUAGUGGGAGAGAAAGGGGUGCAAUUAUCAUGUGGUCAAAAGGCCAGGAUUAAUUUGGCAAGAGCUCUUUACAGGAACACUGAUAUCGUACUAAUGGACGACCCGUUAAGUGCUGUGGACAUCGGUGUAGCCGAGCAUCUAUUUGAUAAGUACACCACUGAUCCAGACGAGUACUUAUCGGACAAAAUACGAAUACUAGUCACCCAUCAAAUCCAAUUCGUACGUAAAGCCACGCAAAUACUGGUGCUCGAUAAGGGUCGGUGUAUUGGGUUGGGGACGUAUGACCACCUCCAGGCCCAGGGUUUAGAUUUUAUGCAAAUACUUCGGGAACGGGAGCAUAAAAACUAUGAACAGAAUUGGGAACAUGAACUCAAUUAUAAGUCGAAUAACGAAAGUAAAACUGAGCAAUGUAAUAAUGUACACAAAAAUGGGCACCUAAGUAAUUCGUUAGCCCUGUCUACUAUGCUUGAAACAGUAACAACCAAGUUACUUACGAAUAAUAACAACAAUAUUGCUAAACUUAAAAUAAUGGACGAACACCGGGAAGUCGGAUCAAUUAAGGGUCAGGUGUACUGGGAGACCGACCAAAACCAAGUAAAUGAUCAAGGUAGAAGUGAUAGCGAGCAGAAUCGGAGUAUUAUGAUAUACACCGUACUUAUUGGGGCGUUAUUUAUGGCGACUCUACUCCGGUCGACCACCUUGUUUGCGAUGUGUAUGCGGGCGCCCGUUAACCUACACAACAAUAUAUUUAUCUGGCUAUUAAGAGCACCAAUGGCCGUGUUUGAUAAUAAUCCAGUUGCCAGGAGCCCAAUAUACUCGCACGUGAGCACCACCCUAAAUGGUAUUGCAAGUAUACGUGCAUACGGUGCUCAACAGGCUUUUGAAAAACAAUUGUACGUGUACCUUGAUGAUCACAGUGCCACGUGGUUCCUAUUUAUAUGCGCAUCGCGAUCACUGGGAAUGGUAUUGGACUGGCUGUGUAUCGCAUAUUUGGUGAUCAUUUCGGUGGUGUUAAUGUCAUUCCCUGAUAACUUAUCGGCUGGUGAUACUGGGCUAGCAUUCUCAUCUGCACUGGCGCUCGUAUAUAUGACACAAUGGGGUGUCCGACAGACUACGGAACUGGAGUCCCAAAUGACUUCCGUCGAGCGUAUCGUUGAGUACUCGAGACUACCACAAGAGGCGCCACUAGUCUCACCACAAAACGACCUCCACCUUAAACCACCACCACCUGAUUGGCCACCGAAUGGGCGAAUACCUGGUGAAAAAGUGGGUAUAGUGGGCCGUACCGGUGCGGGUAAAUCGUCGCUCAUAUCAGCUUUGUUUCGUAUGACUGAACCCACAGGUGUGGUAGAGGUGGAUGGGGUCGACACGAAAAGUAUAGGUCUUAACGAAUUACGUCAACGUAUUUCGAUUAUACCGCAGGAACCGGUAGUUUUCACGGGAACGGUACGUCGUAAUCUCGACCCGUUUGCCGAGUUCACCGACAGUCAGAUUUGGGAGUCCUUGGAUGAGACACAGUUAAGGCACACCGUGAAUGAGCUACCCGGCCAGUUGGAUGGUGAGCUUAUUGAAGGUGGGGGUAAUCUAAGUGUAGGACAAAGGCAAUUGGCAUGUUUGGCCAGGGCGAUUUUAAGGGAUAAUAAGAUACUGGUGCUCGAUGAAGCUACGGCUAAUGUGGACUUACAUACCGAUGAACUCAUACAACAGACCAUAAGACAUAAGUUCGCAAACUGUACGGUACUUACGAUCGCACAUCGGCUCAACACGAUUAUCGAUUGCGACCGCGUUUUGGUA
Oppiella nova is the source of this 2178-nucleotide messenger RNA. The record is from the annotation of a GenBank genome assembly. NCBI's taxonomy places the organism in Eukaryota, Metazoa, Arthropoda, Arachnida, Sarcoptiformes, Oppiidae.